Messenger RNA from Syngnathus acus (greater pipefish), 3923 nucleotides. It is a transcript of the gene ccm2l, whose product is annotated as CCM2 like scaffold protein. Gene Ontology annotation, biological process: heart morphogenesis. Lineage: Eukaryota; Metazoa; Chordata; Actinopteri; Syngnathiformes; Syngnathidae. The record is from RefSeq and is a predicted model, not a curated record. The transcript is spliced from 11 exons. The coding region runs from base 167 to 1981 and encodes 604 amino acids.
UGUGUGUGUGUGUGUGUCCCAACAAUAUGAUGACAAAACAAUCAGUGUAGAGGCGAAGAACAAGAAUUUGGAGAGGUCGAGGUAACGAUGUAAAGAAAAUGAGAACCAAUUUGAGCAAGAGCAAAUCUAUCAGACUGGAUUAGAAAAGUUUGACGGCUGACCAAAAAUGGAUUAUGAACCCAAGAAAUCCAAAAAGGGUUUGGUGUCCCCCAUUAAGCGUCUAGUGUGGUCCAAAGCCAGUCGCAGGCCGUCAGAGCGCUGCAGCGUUUACCGGCGUCCCCUACACACCGUCCCCCUCUACCCUCCGGAUUUCCUCAUCCACCCUGAGAGACUCAUCUUCGACUAUGUGGAGAAGGAGGUCAAGUUCCUGGGUCACCUGACCUGGGUGUCGGUCUCGCUCAACCCAUCCAGUCGAGAUGAACUGCUGCAGCUGCUGGACACAGCCAGGCAGCUGAGGGUUCUGCCAUCCAAGACCAGUGUGGAGCAGGACUGCAUCUUGAGUCUGUCCGCUCGCUGUCUCCUGCUGACAUGGCGAGACAACGAGAAGCUCCUGAUGAGGAUUCCCACGCACGAGAUUGCCGCCGCGUCUUACCUGAGAGAUGAUGCGCUGCACUUGCUGGUCCUCAAGACAGGGCUAAACGUGGACACCGUGGUCUCCGGCGACAACAGCCUGGACCGAAAGAAGCCGGCGAGCAUUGACAGUCGACGUCAAACCGUGAGCUGCAACGCCGACCCGCGACCUUCCGGUGGUACGAUGGAGCGGCGCCACACCAUUUGCGGAGUGGACUGGAGGCCGUCACUGUCCAGGAGCAGCCACGACAAGAACCAGAACGUCGACCGAGGAGGAGGAAGCAGCAGCGGCGGGAGUUUAGAAAGGAAACAAGCAGGUGGAAGCUGGGAGAGGAGGCAACCUACGCGUAAAACCGGCGGCAGCUGGGAGAGUCGUCGGCCGAGGCCGGCGAGCGGUGUGGCGCCUGGAGGGGGAGGGAGCUGGGAGAGGCGGCACGGAGGAGGAGGUGGAAGCUGGGAGCGGCGAGGAGGAGGAGGAGGGGGUGCAGGAAGCUGGGAGCGGCGGCAGGCCUGCACGGGGAGCUGGGAGAGGGGCAAGAGCUACGGGAGCUGGGAGAGGAGGAACCACAACCCUCUGGAGCCCACCCCGUGCCCUGAUGCCUACUGCAACCUUGUCAUCUUGGCCGUAGACAACCGGGAUGCCGCGGAGGAGUACUGUUCGCUGAUCUGCCAGAUGUUCCAGAUCAUUUACGGCCAUCAGACUAUUGAGUGCGUGGACAGAGCAGGAUUUCACCACACCAUGCCGGACCGCUACUGGCUGCAGAGAAGUGACAGCUGCCUGACGGACGCAUCGUACAGUUAUGAUCCAGAGUUCAGCUGCUGCAGCUCAUAUGACGGAUCCCAGGAUGCGUUUGAGCUCUACUACAGUGAGACGUAUAGCGAGAGUUCAUCGCCUUCGCUUCAGGACUCCCAUCGCGGUCUGGCUUUGGCCAACGACGCGGAAGAAAGCAAUCCCACCCUAGCGCUCAUGCAGGAGUACAUGAUCACGCUGAGGAACAAGCUGAGUGCUGUGGAGCUGCAACACUUUGCAACCUUUUUGCGAGAAUACAGGCUGGGUUCGGACAUUGGACACUUCUGCUCCGAGCUGCUGCAGCUGUAUGGAGACAACCGCAAGUUUCUGCUAAUGGGCAUGCGGCCGUUUAUCCCGGACAAGGACGUGGGUGUCUUCGAGAGCUUCCUGGAAAGUAUUGGAAUCCGCGAAGGUGGAAUUUUGACCGACAGCUUUGGACGCAUCAAGCGCAGUAUGAGCAACACGUCGGCCACUGCCAUGAGAGGCAGGUACGACAGCUGCUCUCUGACGUCGGGGUCUCAAGAGUUCAACCGCCGCAUCAGUGACAUCACACACGACAUCCAAGCUCUUGGCUUUGGGGAAGCACAUGCUGAUAUUGAAGAGGAGGAUUACUACCUGUGAUCCAAGUAGAUUCCUCAACCUCAAUAGUCUAGAAUCAUCAAGUAGAGUCUUGUACGGUGAACUUGCGGCCUCGCAUGUCUGCCUUCCAGUUCUAUGGUCCCGGGGUCCCAAUGUCAGCUGCGACUUUUCUGUAUGGAGUUUGUAUGUUUGCCGGACUCCGCUUUCCUCCUACAUUAACCAAAACAACAACAACAUGUUAGCAUGUUAGCGUCAUCGAAGACUCUCAAUUCCAUAAACCCAGCACACCACAAACACUUGUGGAGACAAAGAGGAGAUUUAUUCUCUGCCCUCUUAAUAUGUAUAUAUUUUUUAAUUUAGGUUCAUGUUUCAAUUUUUAAAAAUAUAACAUAAACAUGAAAUAUUUUACAAUGUGAGACCAUGUAGGGAUAGCGGUAGUGUUUUAAAUCCCGCUUUCUUUAGUCUUAUAUUCGUCUUUCAGUGGCAGCGCAAAAUAAGGGAGUAAAAUAUCUCAACACAAUAUCUAAGACAAGGCUUGUGAUAAAAGUAAAUGAAUAAAUGUUUUUUUAGUUAACACUCCACGGUGAGCCGCCACAAUGCAGAGCACGCUUCACAACCUUCCCAUGGUGCAUUGCUUCCCCACCGCCAGGCGUGUGACCUCUGUCAGUUUCACUGAGCAUCCAGCCAGAGUUGUGAUGUAAUAGGCUCGUUUCUUUGCUCGUACAGUCAAAGGAAUAUCGGGGGGUGCUCGUUGCGCUUUUGCUCGUGUGACAGCAGAGUGAUGAAAUGAGAGCAAUGUUCAUCAGUGGAUUAGAGCUCUGUUAUUGAUCUUUGUAAUCUGUACCUGUGUGCUGGUAUUAAACGCACCAUGAGCCCAUGACGCAGAAUUGCGCGCAGUACUUAUGCAGUGCAUAAUAUGGUUCCAUUGGUCAGGUGCCGCACUACAGCAGAUCCGUCUUUCCGUCUUGGGACAGCCUCUCCAGCAAAAGAUUGCUUUUUAAACUUCCCUCUUUGAUAAAGUCACUUGUCAGAACGAGCUCAGGCUUGUCCUUGAAUCAUCUCGCAGUUAUGCGUUCGUAGCGGCAGAGGCGGGCCGGGAUUUUGCCGUGAUGUCCUCAACCAUUUAAUUUUUACAUUUUAUUUUUUGUAUUGGUUUUCAUUUUCACUUUUAUUUUUUAAUUUAGUUUGGAUUUUGGCAGUUUUGGUCCUCCAUAACGUGUGGUGAAAAAGUCAAAGGGUUAAGUGCCAACAUACAGGCCAAGACCACUGGGUGCUGAUGACCCCACAAUACCGCCCCUGGGGUUUCUGUCAGAAGCAGAAGUUGACAUAACAUUGUACAACUACAAAUUUAAUACCCAGAAGAUUCCAAUUGAUGUCAGCUUUGGAUUUAAACCAGCCGUCAGCUGAGAGUUGGAAGGUCACUGGGAGUUCAUUUGUUGUCUUUCAGAUGUGUGCGACCAGAGGGCACGCGUGUGCCCAAACGCUCGUCCUGCUGGGAUACAGCGAGGCGCAUCCUCCCGCCGGUUAUAUUUAGCAGCCUGACAGCCACAGUGGUGUCAGUGCGGGGAUCAGAGCGAGCAAAUCCUCUGUGGUUUCGUAACAGCGACGUGCUGACAGCCAAUCAAAGGUGCUGUUGCUGUCGGGCAGGGCCGGGGUGAUAAUACUAAUGCCUCAGCAUCCUGUCACCACAAACAAACGUGAUUCAGAUGAUCAGGAUCAUUAUCAGGCUCCCGCAGAGCUUGCUAAUGAGCUGAUCAUCUAGGAUUGUGGCCCUCGAGGACUGGAGUUUGACACCUGUGGUUUCGAGGUGAUUAUUCUUUUUCUGCCACCCAAAAGAAGCCAGGUGCCAACUGCUAACAAGAAGAAAACGACACCAACAAGAUAGCCAUCAAUCAUAGACAUGAUUUCUUCUGAAUGUUGGAGAAUUUGAAAAUGUUGAAAAUCUGCAGGAUUUCAUAUCAAGAAUUAAAGGAUUGCAUAUUUA